This is a messenger RNA of Peromyscus eremicus (cactus mouse), 4841 nucleotides long. RefSeq names its product RAB32, member RAS oncogene family (gene Rab32). The transcript has 3 exons. Gene Ontology annotation, biological process: vesicle-mediated transport. The coding region runs from base 135 to 809 and encodes 224 amino acids. Gene Ontology annotation, cellular component: trans-Golgi network; vesicle; Golgi apparatus. The record is from RefSeq and is a predicted model, not a curated record. Gene Ontology annotation, molecular function: GTPase activity; GTP binding. Lineage: Eukaryota; Metazoa; Chordata; Mammalia; Rodentia; Cricetidae.
CCAGACUCUCCAGGGCCUGGCUGUGCGCGGUCGGUUCCGGGUCCGGUGACUCGCGUGACUAGCGUCGCCGCCGGGUGCGCGGAGGAAGGAUCUGCCCUGACGGCCUGGGGGAAGGUUCCACGGCCGCAGUGCCCAUGGCGGGCGAGGGGUUCGGGCACCCGGGGACGUCGGCCGCCACCACGGCGCCCGAGACCCGCGAGCACCUCUUUAAGGUGCUGGUCAUCGGGGAGCUCGGGGUGGGCAAGACCAGCAUCAUCAAACGCUAUGUGCACCAGCUCUUCUCCCAGCACUACCGGGCCACCAUCGGCGUGGACUUCGCCCUCAAGGUCCUCAACUGGGACAGCAGGACGCUCGUGCGCCUGCAGCUGUGGGACAUCGCGGGGCAGGAGCGGUUUGGCAACAUGACCCGAGUAUACUACAAGGAAGCUCUUGGAGCAUUUGUCGUCUUCGACAUCUCAAGAAGUUCUACAUUUGAGGCGGUCUUAAAAUGGAAAAGUGAUCUGGAUAGUAAAGUCCAUCUUCCCAAUGGCAGCCCCAUUCCUGUUGUCCUCCUGGCUAACAAAUGUGACCAGAAGAAGGAUGGCGGCCAAAGUCCUUCCCAGAUGGACCAGUUCUGUAAAGAGCAUGGCUUCACGGGAUGGUUUGAAACCUCUGCCAAGGAUAAUAUAAACAUCGACGAGGCUACCCGGUUCCUAGUGGAAAACAUCCUUGCGAACCAGCAAAGCUUUCCCAUCGAAGAAAACGACAUGGACAAAAUUAAACUGACCGAUGAGCCCCUGACAACAAAGCCCAAGGCUCAGUGCUGCUGAUGAGUCUCUGCACCCCUGUGCUGUCUCCUCGGUCCUGCCUGUGGCUGAGGAUGCUCAUGAGGCCAUUGUCCCCUGUGAGUCUCCCUCAGGCCUGCUUCAUCUUUAUUCAGCUGCACAAGAACCACACGUGUGAAGCCGGAGAUCCAUGGAGAACUGUUCCCACUAGAGGCCCUGUGAUUUACCAGGUGAAUCCUGGGCUCUUUUUGUGCUGCCCAAUGCAGACUAAUGUUUACACCCUUUGAGACAUUUUUGUACACGAAUUUCAAGUGUUAGCUUUUAGUGUAAAUGCUGGAGUAGUAGAAAAACUUCCCUCACGGUAUUCCUGACAUUUUGAGUGUCUUUGUUCCUGUGUUCAUCCUCACCCAACCACGAUCCUUUUCUUUUUUAGGCUGUUAGCUACAAAGACGUGAAGGUCCCCAUGUAGUUAUUUCCUAGUCAAAAUUUUGUACUUUGUGUAAAAUUUUUAUUAUUAAAUAUCAUGAGUCUAAGCUGGGCCAGGAUGUGGUGGCACAUGCCUUUAAUCCCAGUACUGGGGAGGCAGAGGUAGGCUGAUCUCUGAGUUCGAGGCCAACCUGGUCUACAAAGCAAAUUCCAGGACAGCUAGGACUGUUACACAGAGAAACUCUGUCUUGAAAAACAACAAACAAACAAACAAACACAAAAACAAAAAACAAAAACAAAUGUGAUUCUAAUACUCAUAGCUGGGGUAUAAUGAAGUUCUGAAACAUCUUAAGAUUCACUUCCUCCAUUAAUCAAAAAGUACUAAGCUGGGGAUGUGGCAAAUGAUACAUUGCUUGCCUAGAAUGCUAUAAACCCUAGGUCUGCAGUACAUGGGGGUCAGGGGAGUGCUUGCACACACCUGUACUACAGGUGUCCCCCUCUGGAUCCUCUAGGUGUAGAUGCCACUACCACUUGGAAACAAUAUAAAUGAGCAUUCCUUCUCUGCCCUCUAUUCUGUGUUACAGCCUAGAGCUACUCUAAAUGGAAUUUGUCUUUCCAGGUUUGUCAUGGUAACGGUCAGGGGGAGAAUUUUUUUCCAAAGCAUAUGCAAUUAUAUCCAAGUUUCUCGAGUAUGAACCCUGAAAGAAAAUAAACCAUGUAUUGUUUGCUCCGUGGUUUUGGACACUGAUUGUGUAGUGCCUAGGACACUUUAUGCAGAGCUACAAUAUUUGUGUUGCACUCAACAGAGUGAAAGCAGAGAAUAAAUAUUUUAACCUAAGCUUAUGAGUCGAAUGAAUGUAGUUCUAGGAAGGUACUUCUGGUUUAGAAAAUGUUGUGUUUGACGGGGGUGUUGGCCCACAUCUGUAAUCCUAUCAUGUAGGAGACAGAGGCAAAUGGGUAGAAGUUCAAAGCAUAUGUUGACUACAGAGCAAGCUCAAGGGACUUGCGCGCACGUGUGUGUGUGUGUGUGUGUGUGUGUGUGUGUGUGUGUGUGUGUGUGCCUAGUGCUUGUGGAUUCCAUAGAAUUCCAUAGAACUGGAGUUAUGGAUGGUUGUGAACCACGAUAUUGAUGAUGGGAGCCAAACCCACAUCCUCUGCAAGAGCAACAAGUGCUUUUAAUUACUGAACCACCACUCCAGCACCUUGAUUUUUAUUUUUAAGGGGAUUAUCACAUUAUGCAAAAAGUUCAAUGUCUUUAAAGAAAUUUAAGGAGCCUCUGUGUCAGAGCCUAAAGCUAAAACAAAUGAAAUACUGGACAUACUUGUCUCCUGGACCAUGUGAACAUGGUGGGUGAACAUGCAGUCACUAAUAGCAAGGAAAACACAGAAGCGCUAUUGUUCUGGCAUCUGUAUCCUGAGAAUAAAGGAGUCACAUGCUCUGUUUUCACCAACUCAAGCCUUACCUAAGUGUGGCUAUCUGCUGUAUAUAUGAGUAAAGGAAUCAUUUUAACCCUUUGGACAUAUAUUCAUAGUCAGGUUUUCUGAAGUGAAGGAAAUAUCAGGGUUUGAUUAAUGUAUAUAAUUUAAUAUAAUCCCUAUGAUUUUGUCAUGGAUUAAAUCUCACUGUCUAAGAAAUGCAUAUCAUCCAAAUGUAAAAUACAACUUUUUAAUGUCUCUGAUAUUUCACAGCCUGUGAAGAAUGAAUGAGCUGUUGCUAUCAAGCCCCAAAUGCAGGAAACAUCAAGUCUAUCCUUAAAUAAUUACUGAAAGUGACUACAGUCACUUGGAAUUUUUGGUGUGCGACACAAUUUUAAUUUUUACAAGUAAUCUAUCACAUUUAAGUUCAUUUAGCAGUGAUCUCAAAAUGAGAAGUAUUAUACUCAAUUUGUUCAUCUUUAUAGUGUUGGUUAAUUUACAGUAUUUGUUCAUGACAGUUCCUGACAAAACUGAUUUCUGUUGGUCAAGUGAAACAGUAUAUAGUUUGAUUGUUCACAUUUCAAAGAAAGAGUUGUUAAUCUUUUGCCCUAAUCUUAAACUCCUUAAUGUUUUGUAACUUUGGCAUAAAACUUCAAUUGAGGGUAAAUUAUUUAAAAAGGAAUAGAUGAAAAAAAAAAGAAUUCCUUGUUCCCUCAGUCACUUUAAAAAUCAGUUAUACAUUUAAACGAAUACCCUAGCUCAGACACUAGUGUAAAGCAACCAAUUAAAAGAUGGUGUCUUUUUAUCCCCCAUUGGUCUUAGACAUCAAGAUGUUGCCAAUUUUCCUGUCUGCUCUGUGUGGGUCCUUAAACCCCACAUUUCUAAAAGUGAUUGCUGUGGAACUGUGGCUUUCCAAUGUGUAGUUUCAUUUUACUCAAUAUGUCUACAAAGCACUGAAUUCCUUAAUGAAAUUUCCCAAGCCUCACUUCAGACUUGCAUGGUUUCUUGGAAAUACACUUUUGUCGAAAUCCAAUAUCUAUUUUGAGACCUCCUAUGCUAAUUAGAAUACCAAAAAUUACUGAAUUUGAAAUCUAUAGUAUGCUCAAAACACUAUUAAAAGAAAACACUGUUUCUGUGUGCAAAUUAUUGUUAGUAUAAAGCCUAUGCACUUUGGACAAUGGACUAAAAAUAUGAAUUUGCCUUCACCCACUGAAGUCAAUAGACACUUAAGGUUCUUGCUACCCCUGAUUAGCCAUUUAGUCUACAUCAUAGUUCUCUCUCGCUUCCUCCCAAAAUUAUGUAAUAUUGAAAAUUAGCUUAAAUAUGAGAAAAAGAAACCAAACUAUACAAACUGUAGGACUGCCCAAGGGGAAAUAUGCUGAGAAAAUCCUUAAGCACUCUCAAGUGCUGAGAGCCAAAAUGGUGAAAACAUACAUUUGACUGCACAAGAAUACAAAUAAAGACAAUAUAGAUAGAAUGCUAACAAGCAACAAACAAAAUAUUUACAACCUAUUUGGUUAGGUAGGGAUUAAAAAGCAGGAUAAUCCUCAAUAAUGAAUAAAGAUGGUCAAAGAAUGCAAAAACCACCAUGUGUAUAUGUGUUGUGCAUGUGCACACUGAUGAACCCACGUGUAUUCAUGGGAAGAAUCCGGAGCAGAGCAUCGGGUGUCCUGUACCAUUCUCUGCCUUACCUCCUUGAUGCAGGGUUUCUCACUGAAGCUAAAGCUCUAAAUGUUUUUUGGCUAUGCCACGCUUUUACCUAGGGUGAGAUUCCCAGGUCCUGACGUUAACUUUUGCUCUCCACACGCAGCACACACAUGUCUAUGUGCACCUGCAUGUACAUGUGUACACUUACACAUGUAAACACGCAUAUACCCACACAUGGACGUUAUAUACACAGCACAAGUUAAUAACCAGGAAACACAGUAAUUGGUUAUCAGAUUAAUAAAAAGUGUGUAACUUAGGUUACAUGUUUUUGGUUAUUUUCUUAAUGUUGGGGUCAUAGAAGAAAAAAGGUAAACCUUAGCAGUUUCACUCCAUUUAUUUGACUAGAUACUGCCAAGUUUCCUUUCCAACUGCUGCUCAGUUUACACACCAAGUUCAUAUCCUGCCAAGAAGUGAAAUACUUGUUGUUAGGGGAAGUAUAAUUAAAAAUAGGAAACUUUUUAAAAUAAGUAUAUCAAAAAUGAAAUGCACAUUUCAAACAAUCCAUCAGAAACUGAAAAAAAAAACAAAA